AUGCUGUCCACCACGCGCUUCCGGUGCUACAGGACGACCGAUGUAACAGGGGUGGAAAUGGGAGGUGCGCUGAAGAACGUCCUUGCCAUCGCCUGUGGCAUAUGCGACGGCCUGAACUUUGGCAACAACGGCAGGGCGGCCCUCAUAACCAGGGGCUUGAAUGAAAUCACGAGGCUGGCGGUCGCGAAAGGGGCAAAUCCCCUCACCAUGGGCGGGCUGGCGGGCAUGGGGGACUUGGUGCUAACUUGCACAGGCGACUUGAGCCGCAACAGGACGGUGGGGCUGAGGAUCGGCCGCGGGGAGAGGCUGGCGGACAUCACCAAGUCCAUGACGGCCGUGGCGGAGGGCGUCCUGACCUCGCGGUCCGCAGACCAGCUGGCGCGGCGACUGGGCGUGGAGUGCCCCAUCAUCAACGGCAUAUACCGCGUCAUCCACGAGGGCGCCGACCCCAGGGGCGUCACGGAGGAGGUCAUGAGCCGGGCGCUCAAGCAGGAGGUCGACCAGUUCGUGCUUAGCUCGGCCAAGCCCACGUGA
Molecule: messenger RNA, 534 nt
Organism: Ostreobium quekettii
Lineage: Eukaryota; Viridiplantae; Chlorophyta; Ulvophyceae; Bryopsidales; Ostreobiaceae
Source: the annotation of a GenBank genome assembly